Molecule: messenger RNA, 2574 nt
Organism: Carica papaya (papaya)
Lineage: Eukaryota; Viridiplantae; Streptophyta; Magnoliopsida; Brassicales; Caricaceae
Product: protein POLLENLESS 3-like
Molecular function (GO): protein binding
Source: RefSeq, a predicted model, not a curated record
UUGUACCCUCAAAUCCCUUUCAGUUUCCGUUUAAAUCUUUCAUUCUCGAAGUGAAAAUUCUUUCUUAGAAAUUCCGAGAAGUUUUUUCUUUCCUCCCGGAGAGGGGGGAGUAGAAUAUCUUACAGCUAGAACCACUUUCUUGGCGAUUCAUCAUAAGGCUUCAAACAUUUUCCCAAGAAAGUGACAACUUUCUCUAUUGAUUUUUAUCACCAAACGCUGAAUUUCGUUUUCUCCAUAAGACAAGAGGAAGUAGGUUGGUUUUCAAGUAGCGGGAACGGUUUCUUGAGAUUUCAAGAAAAGGGUACUGGAAAUUUUCCCGAGAAAGUGAUAAGAGUACUCGUAAGAAAUGUGGGCCAACGACAGGAAACCGCUGGGAAGGGGAUUCUCUACGCCACAGCCAACGUGGAACUCAAGGCCGAGAGAUUCUCUGGUAAUGCCGAUGUCGGAGAGGAAGAGUUCUUCUCCAGUGCAUAAAGGUGAUCUCUUUCAUGUCGUCCAUAAGGUGCCUGCUGGCGACUCGCCUUAUGUCAGGGCUAAACAUGUUCAGUUGAUAGAGAAAGAUCCAAGCAGAGCAAUUUCCUUAUUCUGGGCUGCAAUAAAUGCUGGGGAUAGAAUUGACAGUGCCUUAAAAGACAUGGCAGUCGUGAUGAAACAAUUGAAUCGAUCCGAUGAAGCAAUCGAGGCCAUUAAAUCUUUUCGCCACCUCUGUCCUUACGAUGCUCAGGAAUCUCUAGAUAAUGUGCUUGUUGAACUUUACAAGAGAUCCGGAAGGAUUGAAGAAGAGGUUGAACUCCUUCAACACAAACUGAAGAACAUUGAAGGUGUAACCUUUGGUGGGAAGAGAACAAAGACAGCCAGGUCUCAAGGAAAGAAGAUUCAAAUAACUGUUGAACAAGAGAAAUCAAGGAUUUUAGGCAACUUGGCCUGGGCUUACCUUCAGCAGCAUAAUUAUGGAAGUGCAGAACAAUAUUACAGGAAAGCUUUGUCCUUGGAGGUUGAUAAGAACAAGCAAUGCAAUCUGGCAAUUUGUUUAAUGCAUAUGAAUAGAAUUGCAGAAGCAAAAUCACUUCUUCUCGCUGUAAGAGAUUCGCCUAAGAAAAGACAGAUGGAUGAGUCGUGCGCAAAAUCAUUUGAACGCGCUUAUCAAAUUCUAAGAGAGAAAGAAUCACAACAUGAACGAAGUGGAAGAUCUGAAGACAGUUUCUAUGUGGUUGACAAUGAGAGCUCAAACUCUGACAAAAAUGGUUUGGAUAAUUGGAGCAAUGGUUGUUGUUCUGAAAGCUCAUUGGAGAUGUCCAAUUUUGCAGACGGAAUGAAGAGAUAUCAGAAUGGGAAAGAAACUGAAGCAAGUUUAGGGAAUAACAGCUACUCAACAUGUACUAGAAGGAAAUCAGGAAUUUUCCUUACACAACCAAGAAGAUGCUCAUGGGGUUUGGAGGAUGAAAAUUACAGAGAAAUAUGGGGAAAAAGUUUGGGUGGAAGUUCGGUUAGGAAAUUGUCAUUUGAGCAAAAUAAAAUCACCGAGAAUGCGUUUUCGCAUGCAUCCGGAAAUCUGAAAUCAGGUAUUCUACUUACACAACCAAGAAGAUGCUCAUGGGGUUUGAAGGAUGAAAAAUAUAGAGAAAGAUUGGGAAAAAGUUUGGGUGGAAGUUCGGUUAGGAAAUUGUCAUUUGAGCAAGCUAAAAUAACCGAGAAUGCAUUUUCGCAUGCAUCCGGAAAUCUGAUAGAAGAACCAGUAACAUGCACCGAUGACAAUGUAGAGUCUCAUUCAGGAGUUCUACUUACACAACCAAGAGUUUCAUUGGGGAUUAAUGAAGAUCAGAGAGGAAAAUGGGGAGAGAAUAUGGUUGAUAGUUCUCCUAGACAAUUAUCGUUUGAGUACAAAAAUCAGAAAGAAGACCCAGUUGAUGAAAACCCAGAAAAUUUAAAGGAUAAAGCUAAGAAGAGUUGGGCUGAUAUUGCAGAAGAAGACGAAGAAAUGUAUAAAGAAUUAGUUUGUGGAGAUACUCCAAGUAAAUAUUUUGAUGGUUUGAAGAGCAAAGAAGAAGAAGAAAAAUUUAGUGACGAAAAUCUGGAUACCAACUUGAUGUAUCAAAGCCCUUAUUAUCCAUUGAGUCAGACAGAAGCUGCAGGACAAGAGCUGAAAUCAUUUUAUCAGAAAGAUGGAUAUAAUGGUACAUCUGGAAAUGCUGUUUCAUCUAGAAAUCCUACAGCUCGUCGAUCUUUAUAUUUCGGAGGCGACAGCAAUUCUUUGCCCUUGAAAGAAAAAGAUUCCUUUACUGGGAAGAACAUAAGCAUGACGAGGAGAAACAGGUUGAAGGUUUUCACAGAAAUAACUCUACUUCCAGACAGUCCAUGAAUCAUUAUACGGAACUGCAGACAAAGGAUCAGGUUCGGUAUAAGCAUUUUAGUCUCUUCAUGCUCAUUCCAUGAAUCACUUCAUGUUCAUUCCAUCGUUACUGUCAAUUGCAUCUUUCCCAUUAUAUACUAAAUGAAAAGAUAGAGGCUGUGUUACCCUUAAUAUAGUGUGUGGAAAAGUGUACAAUAUAUGUGGUUACCGUUUAUGUAAAUCAU